Nilaparvata lugens (brown planthopper) is the source of this 857-nucleotide messenger RNA. RefSeq lists its product as uncharacterized. The record is from RefSeq and is a predicted model, not a curated record. The transcript is spliced from 7 exons. The coding region runs from base 111 to 857 and encodes 248 amino acids. NCBI's taxonomy places the organism in Eukaryota, Metazoa, Arthropoda, Insecta, Hemiptera, Delphacidae.
UCAUAUUUCUAUUCAUUUGAUAUUUCAGCCUUCGUUUUGUAUAACAUUUGAAAAUUUCUAUGGUUAAAUUUUCCAGUUUAAAAUUUAAAAAAUGAAGAUUUGAUGUAUGAAUGGCUAAAAGAUUGCAGACAUCGAAAACAUCACCUAAUUCCUCGUUUUCCAAUAACAUCACCCUUGAUUCGUCGUUAUCAAAGCCAGAUAGGAGCGAUGAUGGAUGGGAUGAUAUGGAUGACUUCGAACCCACAACUCAAAAGAAGAGACCAUCUCUUCUUUCAACCCAGAACAAAAUAUCAAGUAAUAAAACCGCUUUUGCUCCAAAGGUGAAAUCAAGCUUUUCCGCAAAGAAACCUAUUAGUACAUCAAAGUACACCAAUGACAGUAAAAGUAUCAUUGAUCUUUCACUUGAUAACUCAAACGAUGCUUCUAUUUUGUCCAAUCAUUCGGAGAAAUCAGAUUCAAAGAAAGCUGAAAAAUCUUUACCAGAAAGAAGUAAAUCAUCACUACAAAAAAGGGAAUCAUCACCUCAAAAAAGGGAAUCAUCGUCAUUAAAAGGGAAAGCGUCACAAAUUGAAGAAAAUGCCAGUGCCUCUCAAAAAAUGUCCCUUUCACCAGAUAAAAAAUCACCAGAAAGUAACUUAAAUGGAAGGAAAAAGACUGAGGAUUUAAGUAGCUGGCUUGAUGAUUUUAGAAGUAAUCCUGUAUUGGAAGUAGGAGCUCAUCAGUUGUCAGACCGAGAACUAUUUUCAGCUGUGGAUAGUCUUGAAAAAUGCGAUAGAAGUAUUCUUCAAAAGGUCUUCGACUGGUUUGUGAGUCUACCUCCGGAAAUCGCUGAUAAACUUCCAGGAUGUGAAAUUUGA